Messenger RNA from Protomyces lactucae-debilis, 936 nucleotides. RefSeq lists its product as uncharacterized. Gene Ontology annotation, molecular function: 3-beta-hydroxysteroid 3-dehydrogenase (NADP+) activity. The record is from RefSeq and is a predicted model, not a curated record. The transcript has a single exon. Lineage: Eukaryota; Fungi; Ascomycota; Taphrinomycetes; Taphrinales; Protomycetaceae. Gene Ontology annotation, cellular component: endoplasmic reticulum membrane; lipid droplet; mitochondrial outer membrane. The annotation marks the transcript as partial.
UUGUUGACAGGUGCUAACAGCGGCGUUGGAUUUGGCUGUGUACAGCGGAUUCUCGACCAUUGCCGUCCUGCACUCCUCUGCAAAGAUCUCAAGCUUAUACUCAUCUUGACUGUUCGCAGCAAAGCCAAAGCCGACUCCAUCAUCGAUCGCCUGACAAAAGAGAUUGAACAAUUUGGAGAACAGCUACACAUUCAAUUCGAAAUGCUCGACUUGGUAAGCAUCUCGUCCACUGAAGCGCUUUGUAAGCGUCUUCAGAAACAGCACAUUGAUUCCUGCAUCUUCAAUGCCGGCAUGUCUGAUCUAGAGCGAUUCGACCUAGGAAUGUUUGCGAAGCAACUCUUGACCGCCCCCAUAGCAGCACUGUCAACGCCAAACUACAAUAUUCAACGAAUCGGUGGAAAGACUGCAGAUGGAUAUGGUGUUGCGUUUCAAGCCAACCUGCUCAGCCACUACUACCUCUCCAAACGACUUGCAGGGUCUAUUGAUUCCAUUGUUUGGAUGUCGAGCUUGGAAGCCACAGCAAAGGCGUUUGAUCCGGAAGACUUGCAAGCGUUGACGCACGCACACGCAUAUGAAUCAUCGAAGCGACUCAUGGAUGUGCUGUACACAACUGUGCUUAAGCAAAAGGGCCAUUUCCUUGUACAUCCAGGCUUUUGUGCGACCAACAUUGUGAGCACUGUACUUCCAACCUACUUGCCACUUGGUCUUGUUCAAGCUGCAUGGCAAGGAUGUUUCUAUGCUUUGAUGUAUCUAGGCAGUCAGUGGCAUGUCGCCUCUGCAUAUAAUGGUGCCUAUGCAGCAUCGACCCUCGCUACAUCUUUCUUGCUUGAGGUAGAUGCGUCUCGCUAUGUCGGCAAAAAGAUGGGCAGUGCUGGGGACCGCCUAGGUCAGCUCCGUCUCGCGCCAACACACAUGGAUCCCAUCACGGCAGCGGAA